UCUCGUCGCUGGGCCUUUGUUUUAACGACAACGACGAAUAUCGAGUCAAGAACUGCAUGCAACCAACAAUAAUAAUACACAAUCCGGUUGAACGUUUUGUCAGAGCAAUUUCAGUUGAAUUCGGAGCAUUGUGCCAGCAACACACGAAGAACAUCGAGUGUUGGUGUCAUUAAGCAAGCACAAAACUACAACUACCCAUAAUCAUACUGACAAUUUUUAUAAACAAAGAUUCGUUUAAAAUUUACAUAAAAAACCCGUUUAUUUUCAUCACGUCAGAUUGAACAGUAUUCGUAAAAAUGUCGUCGACAGGGCCUGAACAAGUGACGAUUGAUGUGGAACGUUUGAAUGAUCAUCCGGAGACAAAUAAACAGAUGGAUUCACUGAAAGCGGGUGAGAUAGCGACCGAUGGACGCCAUUCAAGGGGUCAUCAACGACACGGCAGCAAUGGUAGUCAUCAUCACAGUCAUCACUCGCAUUCCGGUGAAAGUGAUGCAGAAGACAAAAAUCGUAGUCGGCGCUCACGUCGAAGAUCCAGGUCUCGAUCACGUUCACCGUCACAUCGCACCAAACGAGCCACAGAGAAUAGUGUCCCAUCAACGGAAAAAGAUGUAGUCACCAAUUCACAUGAUGUCGAACCGCUUCUUGUGACAAAUGUUCACCAUACAAAAAAACACACUGAAUUGGACGAGGAUGAUUCAGAUGAUAGUGUGACGCAGCAUGAAGAAAAUCCAGGUGUAGAUGAUGGUUUUUUUGUAGGUACACGAGCCGAAACCGAUGAAACAAAUGACAAAUUCCAUCCAAAUGUGAAUCACAACAACAAUAUCCCGCACGAAAAUCCAUCGACAUUCCCCUUCGGACCCGGCUUCAAUCCGAAUGUGAUACUCGAUGCGAAUGGGAAUCCACAAGUUGUACCCGAUAUCAAUGUUUAUCAACAGAAAAAGAACCUGGCACAAGGUAUGAUGGACUUGGCAUUACUCUCAGCCAAUGCAAAUCAAUUGCGAUACGUUGUCGAAACCUACCCAUAUCAUCCGUACUAUUGGUUCAGUUUGAUUUCUAUUUCGAUCAGCUUAAUUCUUCAGGUUGCUGUCGGUGUUGGAUUGAUCCUAAAUAGUCGAUACAAUGUAAAGAAUAAGGAGCAAAUUUGCCGCGCUGACAAAGUCAACAAUUUAACCGUCAUUGGCAUCUUUCUCAUCACCGCCGUGAAUGUGUUCAUUACAGCGUUUGGAGUAGCUCCGUCAGAAUCGAAACCCAAUUAGCCU
Molecule: messenger RNA, 1259 nt
Organism: Sitodiplosis mosellana (orange wheat blossom midge)
Lineage: Eukaryota; Metazoa; Arthropoda; Insecta; Diptera; Cecidomyiidae
Product: ninjurin-A
Exons: 6
Coding region: 297-1256 (319 amino acids)
Biological process (GO): tissue regeneration; cell adhesion
Cellular component (GO): membrane
Source: RefSeq, a predicted model, not a curated record